Limulus polyphemus (Atlantic horseshoe crab) is the source of this 2820-nucleotide messenger RNA. RefSeq lists its product as uncharacterized. Gene Ontology annotation, molecular function: protein binding. NCBI's taxonomy places the organism in Eukaryota, Metazoa, Arthropoda, Merostomata, Xiphosura, Limulidae. The transcript is spliced from 3 exons. Gene Ontology annotation, cellular component: plasma membrane. The record is from RefSeq and is a predicted model, not a curated record. The coding region runs from base 88 to 2820 and encodes 910 amino acids.
CUGGUUGCCGCCUUUCGGAGUUUUCCUGCUCUAACGGACACUGCAUAAGUUUGAAUAAAUUUUGUGACGGAAGAGACGACUGUGGAAAUGGAAAUAGACGAACCAGUUGAUUGUACUGUUUGCAACAAUACGUUUCUUGGUGACGUCAACGUCAAGUAUCCCCUUCGGAUCAUUGAGCCACCACAGCGCCACCUGCCGUUCCUUUGCACCAUAACGUUUAUGGCUAAUGGUGGGCAGCUGGACAACAUCGUAGAAAUCAGGUUUCUUUCAUUCAGCAUUGGGAAGUUACAGGAAACUAGUGGCAGCGCCACUUGUUAUGGUGGCCAUCUACAAAUCUUAGACAGCAGAAGCCAAGGGGAUGAAGUGCGUGUGUUUCCAAACGAAAGAUUUUCCAAACCAAUAUCUAACUUCAAUCAAGUCAAUAAACGCUAUUUUUCCGUUUUCAAUACAACCAGACAAAACUGGUCAGGACCUGGCUAUUUCUGUGGACAAAUGAUUGGUCAAAGCGUCAGUUAUAUUUCUAAUGGAAACAAUGUUACUUUGGUUAUUUUUCUACCAAGCAGAACCUCGUGGCGCCCGCAGUCUUUCAGUUUGUACUUAACCUAUAGGUUUCUUACCCGCACUACAAUAGAGUCUGUGGACGACACUUUAUUUUUCGGAAUAAAAGAAACCGACGUGAGUUGCAGCCGGGAGUACAAAGACUGUGAUAAACAGAAAUGCUUGAUUCAUUCUCCCAAUUUUCCUGGAACGUAUCUCCGGAACAUUACAUGCUCGUAUUUGAUAAAACAAGUAAAUUCAGUUCCAGGAUUCCAGAUUCAGAUAAUUCUCUUUCAAAAAAAUGAAUAUAAAAUUUCAAUAGCCAGCGGCCUUCCUAAUAGUGGCGCCAUCUAUCAUUGGUCCUUGACAUCCGAAUGUCCUCGUGACGUAGUUCGUGUUUACGAUGGUCCAACGGCUCGUUUUCCAGUAAUAGCAGAGUUCUGUGGUUCUGGGUCACUGGCGCCAAUUACUUCAAGCAGAGAAAAUCUUCUUGUCCACCUCCAUAGUGUAGACUACCAUCGGCUUCACGAGUCUCGGUUGGAAUUGGAGGUUGGAGUAAAAGCUGUUCCCAAGCCAUUUUGGCGCAUGUCAAACAAAGAGUGCGCUUUCUUCAUCGAUGGUUCGAUUCUCGCUAAACGCCAAGGACUGCUUGAAAGCCCUCAGCAUACUGUACCACCAAACACCACCUGUACCUACAUAUUACGUGGAAGGUCAUCGUAUGAUCGUGUAUGGAUUUAUUUCGUUUCGUAUUUCGUUGAAGACAGACAUCCUUGGUCCAUGGGUUCAGAACUCUGCGAUACUGGAAAAUUAGAACUGAUUGGUGUGUCCGAAACUGCGUCAUCACUAAAUACAACAAAUAAGACAUAUUGUGAAAAGAGCUUCCCGCCCCUCUGUCCCCAUGCGUCAGAUACAGUGGGUAUGGUUCCUCUCCGUCCAUGUCGCUAUCCGGAGGAAAGUAUUUUAUCGUCAGAUUCAGUCCUGGUGAUUAGAGUACACUAUCCUCGACUGACUGAAUUAACUACAAAACAGCCUUCUUUAAAGGCUCAGUACGAGUUUAUAGAUACACAUCAGCCAGGAAACGCAGUUGAGACCUCGCUGUGUGAUCGUGUCAUUGAUGGUCACGUUUUCAAACAUGGUUCUUUAUCUUCUUCUAGAAACACAUUUCACUUUGGCCGUGGAGGCCGCAAACACGUCACAUGUUCUUACACUCUUGUGGGCUCGAAAUUCUCGCGAGUUAUUAUUACCAUAACAAAGUUAUUUACGCCAUCAUCGACUUGUCAGAUGAUUCUAGAUAAUUCAACUUCACGGACAACAUGCAAGGAAUUCGAUCUUUCUCCUCAACCAAACUCGUUUCUUAAAGUUCGAGAAAACUGGUCUGGGAUGGAUUUUUCUAUUGGUUGCUUCUGUAAUACAACAACCUCGAGUAAACCAAUCGAACUGAUGUCAACGAGUAAUAAUUUAACUUUAACUUUUACGGUGGUGGGCAUGAACGUAUCACAUGACUUCAAUCACUUUUAUUUUGAAGCGUCUUAUCGUUUCGUUUUUUCCAAUAUUUGUAAUGCUGUCUCUUUCCAACGAAACGGUUCCAUAGGAGAACUCGUGUUUAACGUUUCACAACUACUAUCUGGUGGAUUCCGAUGCAGGUGGUCAGUUGUUUCUUCUUACGGUAAAAGUUUGUACUUGACAUUUCGAGGUUUUAACGCUUCGUACGGGUGUUUUCAUGGCAAUGUUUUAGUGAUAUACAUAAAUGAUAUACAAAUGCCAAUUGCUACAGUGUGUGUGAAUGGAACUGACCAACUGUUUACUGUUGACACGAAUUCUGUUUAUGAUGAAAUGCCUUUGCCGAAACCCGACAGGCACAGAAGAGAUUACAUAUCUAUUGAAACGUUUAUAAAUUCCCCACAAACAAUUCGCUUAGAGUGGUUAGAGCUCGCCAAACCAUCUUUAAAGAUUCAGUCUGGCCAAUCCUUGAGGAACAUCAAUUGCCUAGUCAGGUGUCCAGAAAUCAACGCUUGCAUCAGUCCUGACCUCUGGUGUGAUGGCACCAAACAUUGUCCAUCAGGGUAUGACGAGUCACCCGAACACUGCAAGAAAUUUCCGGUGUUAUAUUUUGCUGUAGGAAGUGGCGUCACUUGUUUUCUUCUUCUUUUGUUUUUCGUCUACCUGUUCGUCCACUGUCGUCAUCGCGGGAGAAACAACCACGUCAUCCGAGUUCCAACGUUUGAUGUUUUUGAACUUGAAGGAUACCACAGCAACAGAUCUAACAGACGCUUGCGUUAUUAG